Molecule: messenger RNA, 3195 nt
Organism: Labeo rohita (rohu)
Lineage: Eukaryota; Metazoa; Chordata; Actinopteri; Cypriniformes; Cyprinidae
Exons: 13
Coding region: 132-2831 (899 amino acids)
Source: RefSeq, a predicted model, not a curated record
CUUGAUCCCCGCCUACUGUCCGCUGCCCCUAUAUAAGUGUGUUUUCCAGUAUGCAAUACAAAGAGCAAGAAGCAAUGAAAGAAAGAAAUAGAGUAAUGAUAAGGAGUAUGUCCACACUCCAGUAAAUCACCAUGAAGUUUAAAGUCCUGUUCUAUUUAUGGUUGUUGGGCCUAAUAAAUCCAGGCCCCUCUGCAGAUGUUUCCGUGUCUCCGGGCUCCACGGCUGUCCUCAACUGCUCCUUUACGUUGCCACCUCAAAUUGAUGAUUCUCUCUUAAACAUCACCUGGUCCUUCAACGGUUUAGUCAUUGCCUCAAGGAACCACACUCAGCCAGGCUUCUUUUUGAACACCACUGCCUCCUUCGUUGGCUCCUUCCCACUGACGGUUUACAAUGCAACUCCAGACCAGCAGGGGGUGUACGAGUGCAGGAUGAGCCACAAUGAAACCCAUUACUCUACAGAUGUGACUCUGACAAUGACAGUUCCUCCACUGGUUUCCAUCAUCAUACCUGAAGUAGUUUUGAAAAGAAAAACUAUGGUUGAAUGUUGGGCAAGGAGCUUUAGUCCUCCACAAAUCAUGUUCACCUGGACAAGAGCGGGAAACAAAAUCCAAGAACCCCAAAAGCUGCAGGUGAACCGUACUGAGGACGGGCUGUACGACGCAGUCAGCUGGCUGACCUUCAUCCCUCAAACCUCUGACCAUAACACAAGCUUUGGCUGUGAGGUGCAGCACAUGGCCCUGGUGAAACCCAUCCGAGAGGAGUUCACGCCACACAUCACAGUUCUCCCAAAGGUCAGUGUCUCUGCUGUUCCCUCUGCUUCCCACUCCUCUCCACUCACCCUGUCCUGCGACGUCAGUGGAUUCCACCCCGACAAAGUGUCCAUUCUAUGGAUGCAGAAUGGAAAGGUUCUUUCCAACCUUCCUUUGUCCGUCCAGAAUGAGGAAGGAAUGUAUAGGAGGCAUCAAUAUCACACCCUGAGUGUGGAGGAGAGGAGCAGAGGAGGAGAGGUGCAGUGUGUGGCCCAGCAACCCAAUGUGCAAGAACCCGCCUACGGAACUAUUGCCCUCUCCACUGUUGACCCACGUGUGCAAAACCCAGGUCUGAAUAAGUCAGCCAAGGCUUCGGUAGCAAUGAUGAUCAUUUCACUCACGCUGGUUUUUUUGCUCUGCUUUGGAUUUUCUUGGAAGAGAAGGGAUGAGAAGCUGAAGUCUCUGAAUGUGUCAGCGAUUGUUCUGCCACCCCGGGUGGUUGUGGGUAAGAAAGGCAGAGUCACCAUCAGUGUGGAAGGCAGGCUGGCAGAGAGGGUACAGACCACAUGGUAUCUCAAUGAUGCUCCCAUCACAGACACUACAUACAAAGAGAAAAAAUAUGAUCCGUUUUGCUCAGCGGCCUACACUCCUCGCACCUCUCGCGUGUCUGUGGUGUCGGAGAAAAGCUCUCUGCUGCCCUCUGCCGCCUCAGGAUAUUACAAGCUGCACACUCAGAUGUCACCACGCUCGUCCUCCAGCUCAAUGAAACAACUGUUCUCCUCCGUCACAUUUAUACCUGACCUGUCCGUUCACAAGGGCGCAAUCUUCAGAUGCCACAUCUCCUACAAGGGCAAAGACAAGAUUGUGGCUGAGCGAGUGUCCGACAAGUUUACUAUCCUAGCACCACCUGAAGUUUCAGGGAUCCAGUUCUCAGAGCCAAAUGAGGAAGGAGGCAUUGUGACAAUGACAGCCCAGGCCUCUCGCUUUCAUCCGGACAUCAUCACCUUCCGCUGGUUCUGUGAGGGUGGGGAGCUGAGCCCCGUGUCCAUCCCGCAGGCGCUGGCGGCCCCUCGGCCUGAUGCUGACGGCUUCUUUUCGGCCAUGAGCCAGUGCAGGCUGCCCGCCGCAGAGCUGGAGCGAGGAGAAACCAGGGUGUGGGUCACCGUCCACCAUACGGCCCUAAAACAGCCCAUCACACGGCAAACUAGAGGGUUCAUAAAAAAGCCCACCGUUUCAGAAAUCAUCUCUUCAUCUGCUGCGGAGGGACCGGUGACCCUCGCCUGCGACAUAACAGAUUUCUACCCUCCUGAAAUCUCCGUCAGAUGGCUGCAUGUGAACGGGAAUGAGAGCGAGGAGGAAGAGGGCAGCGAGAGGGAAAUCAGAGAUGGAGCUGAGCUCUGGGGGCCUUUGCAAACUCUGCCCAGGACGUUUCGAGCAAAAGCUUUACUUCAAGAGCUGCACGAGACGACGAGGGGAGGCGACAUCGUUUGCAGGGUGACGCACUGCUCCCUCCUGAAGCCCGUUGACAAAGUCUGGAGAAAUACUCAGAUGGUUGCUCCCUCCAUCCCUCCUUCUCUGUCGGUUCGCUGGAGCACAGAUGGGGUGGGAAUAUUCUCUGUUCUUCUCUCUGGAGGAAAACCCACGGCUGAAGUUCUCUGGGCGGCUGGUGGCACGACCGUCUCCAAGCUUUUGUCAAGAGAGAGAGAGGGAGAAAACCGUGAGGGCAAACCAGAGCUCAGGAGCGUUUGUGUUCUGCUGAGAUCUACAGGACGACAGGAAAGUGACAGUCGCAGAGCGGGACACGCGCGCAAAAUCAGGCCGCCUAGUGUGGACUGUAAUGCAGCAUGUGAAAGGACGGAUGAACGUGCGGAUGGAAUGAGAUCAGCACGAGAGGACAAACAGCUGAAUGAGCAUAUGGAGGAGAAUGAUGAUGAGGACGUGGAUCCAUCCUACAUAAACACUGUGAGACUGAGGAAGGAGAAGAAAGAGCGUCUGAGAGUCACUGUGGAAAUUACCCAUCCUGCACUAAGACUGCCUGCGUACCUUACCUGGACAGAGGCUGCAGAGGAAGCGUCAUCUUGAUGACUCACACUUUUUUAGCAAUCUACAUCUUCUCUGGACGCCCACCCAGCUCAUUUUAUACUUAACUUUAUACUUAAGUUUCGCUGUUGUAUUUUUUUUUUUUUUUCUUACAAAAGAAAAUGUUUUUUCUUUUACUACUAACUAUAUGACGCAUGAAUCGCAAUAUUAGUUAUUCACUUUACUCUUGUGAAUUAUCUGCCAUCAAUUUUAAUUAAUUAAACGCUUUAAAAUAAAGCUGUCGUGUGAGUAUGUGAGAAUGUCAGAAAGAGCGCACCACAGUGACUAAUUUUGUCCACGUACUAAACUGACACGAACACGUCAAACCACAACGCUUGUGCAUAUUCAGACGUACACAUAAGUUUUG